AUGGCGGACAUUCAAUUUGACAGUGCGCUCGAUCUUCUUCGGCGCCUCAACCCCCGCGACACGAAACAGAAUCUGCAGGCCAUUACGUCGAUUGUCCCCGACCUGACCGAAGACCUCCUCUCCUCCGUCGACCAGCCACUGGAGAUCCGCCGCUGCCCGAAGUCGAACCGCGAUUACCUGCUCUGCGAUUACAACCGGGACGGAGACAGCUACCGCUCGCCUUGGAGCAAUGAGUUCGAUCCGCCACUGGAGGACGGGACGGUUCCCAGCGAGCGGGUGAGGAAGCUCGAGGUUGCGGCUAACGAGGCGUUUGACGUGUAUCGGGAGCUGUACUAUGAGGGCGGAGUGGGCAGCGUUUACUUUUGGGAUUUAGAUGAUGGGUUUGCGGGUGUUAUCCUUCUGAAGAAAGGUGUUACGCCCGGAGCGAAGAGCUCGGGAGAGUGGGACAGCAUCCAUGUCUUCGAGGCGACUGAUAGGGCGCGCAUGUCUCAUUACAAGCUCACGAGCACGGUGAUUCUGCACUUGGCGAACGAGAAUGAGGCCCUCGGCGAGAUGGAUCUCAGCGGCAAUAUGACCCGGCAGAUGGAGGUUGAUCUGCCUGUGGAGUCGGAUGCGAGCCAUGUCGCCAAUGUGGGUAGGCUCGUCGAGGAUAUGGAGUUGAAGAUGCGGAACUUGUUGCAGGAGGUCUACUUUGGCAAGGCCAAGGAUGUGGUGGGUGAACUUCGAAGCCUCGCUCCGCUUUCGGAAACCAAUAAAGAGAAGGCUGCGCAUCUGGAGAUGAUUAGGUCUAUGCAGCGGUAA
Molecule: messenger RNA, 801 nt
Organism: Aspergillus thermomutatus
Lineage: Eukaryota; Fungi; Ascomycota; Eurotiomycetes; Eurotiales; Aspergillaceae
Gene: cap2
Product: F-actin-capping protein subunit beta
Exons: 5
Coding region: 1-801 (266 amino acids)
Biological process (GO): barbed-end actin filament capping; cell morphogenesis; actin cytoskeleton organization
Cellular component (GO): F-actin capping protein complex; cytoplasm; actin cortical patch
Molecular function (GO): actin filament binding
Source: RefSeq, a predicted model, not a curated record